AUGUAUGCUUUACUAACGACGUCGUCUUUAAUAUAUGGUGCCGAAAACUCUACGGUAUUAGUGGGAAUAGAAGCCUCACUCAACAGUAGACCUUUGAUUUAUGAGAGUGGUGAAAAUGAUACAGAGGAAGCUUUGACCCCAGCUCAUUUCCUAACUGGUCGAAAGUUGACCAUUGUUCCAUCCGGACCUGAGUCAAGAAAUGAUAAGCUCACAAAUAUUUACCGGCAACAGCAAGACUUACUGGAUACAUUUUGGAAAAGAUGGUCCAAAGAAUAUCUUUUGGAGUUACGUACAUUUCAUCAAGUACGAAAUGUAAAGGAAACACCACGAGUACGAGUAGGAGACUUGGUCCUAUUACAAGAAGAUCUGCGACCACGACAAAUGUGGAAGAAAGCUCUCGUGGUGAAAUUAAUCGAUGGCCGGGACGGAAGAAUUCGAACCUGCAUCCUUCGUGUCAAAGGAAAGGAGAUUACCCGUCCAAUUCAACUGGUCAUACCUCUGGAUGUUGACCAGGGUGGGGAGGAUGUUGCGGCAAGAAAGGCACGGGAUAAUAACUUGGAACGUCUUUUAACAAAGGAAGAUAAUUUGGUAAAUAGUUUUGAAACUAAAACUGUAGUUGUGAGGUGA
Molecule: messenger RNA, 627 nt
Organism: Argiope bruennichi
Lineage: Eukaryota; Metazoa; Arthropoda; Arachnida; Araneae; Araneidae
Exons: 2
Coding region: 1-627 (208 amino acids)
Source: RefSeq, a predicted model, not a curated record